Molecule: messenger RNA, 228 nt
Organism: Blastocystis hominis
Lineage: Eukaryota; Bigyra; Opalinata; Blastocystidae
Exons: 2
Coding region: 1-225 (74 amino acids)
Molecular function (GO): protein binding
Source: RefSeq, a predicted model, not a curated record
AUGCAUAUCACUGCUAAAUAUUUCGAUAAUGUGUAUGAGUUCGAUGUAGAGCCUUCGGACUGGUUGCUAUCUUUGAAAAAGAAGAUCUCUGCGGUAACUCACUUGGCUACUGACGAAGUUCAAAUUAUGAUUGGUGACAAGAUUCUGCAUUUAGAGAAGAAACUAUCUUAUUAUGGUAUUGAAGAGGGAACUGAACUGUACGUUUUCAAGAAGAAGACUGUUUAAAUA